Molecule: messenger RNA, 1347 nt
Organism: Caenorhabditis elegans
Lineage: Eukaryota; Metazoa; Nematoda; Chromadorea; Rhabditida; Rhabditidae
Gene: C10C5.5
Product: N-acyl-aliphatic-L-amino acid amidohydrolase
Exons: 8
Coding region: 80-1273 (397 amino acids)
Biological process (GO): amino acid metabolic process
Cellular component (GO): cytoplasm
Molecular function (GO): hydrolase activity; aminoacylase activity
Source: RefSeq, marked reviewed
CUCGGGAGAGAAGCAGUGACAUUUGUGUUGAAUAUUUUCUAGUUCUUCAUGCUUGUGUGAAAAACAAAAUUAAUCAGGAAUGAGCGAGGAACAUAUUGCAGUAACUCGUUUCCGAGAGUACCUUCGUGUUAAUACAGAGCAACCAAAUCCGAAUUAUGCUGCCUGCCGUGAUUUUUUAUUUAAAUAUGCUGACGAACUUGGAAUCGCAAGAAGAUCAAUUGAGACAGCUCCAGGAGUUUUCCUUGUAAUAAUGACGAUUCCUGGAUCUCAACCAGAAUUACCUUCAAUUAUGUUAUAUUCUCAUACUGAUGUAGUUCCAACAUUCCGUGAGCAUUGGACUCAUGAUCCAUAUUCUGCAUUCAAAGAUGAAGAUGGAAACAUUUUUGCUCGUGGAGCACAAGAUAUGAAAUGUGUUGGAGUACAGCAAAUGGAAGCUUUAAGAAACUUAUUUGCUCAGGGAAUCAGGCAAUGGAAGAGGACAAUUCAUUUGGUUUGGGGUCCCGAUGAAGAAAUAUUUGGAAUUAAUGGAAUGAAAGGAUUUGCGAAAACCGAUGAGUUCAAGAAGCUGAACCUUGGAUUUUCAUUAGAUGAAGGGAUGCCAUCAGAUGAUGAUGUCUACAAAGUUUUCUACGCAGAAAGAGUUGCGUGGUGGGUGAAAGUAACAUUCCCUGGAAACCCUGGUCAUGGAUCACAGUUUAUGGAGAAUACUGCAAUGGAGAAACUCGAGCGGUUCCUAGCCAGUGCCAGAAAAUUUCGCAACGAACAAAAAGUUGUAUUGGAGAGUAAUCCAAAUUUAACACUGGGAGAUGUUACGACUUUGAACGUGAAUAUUGUAAAUGGUGGAGUUCAGUUCAAUGUGAUUCCUGAAAAGUUUGAAGCUUAUGUUGAUAUGAGAUUGACACCUCAUGAAGAUUUUAAUAAAAUACGUGAAAUGUUGGAUCAAUGGGCAAAGAAUGCCGGAGAAGGUGUCACCUAUGAAUUUUCCCAAUAUUCUGACCAAAAACCAAUAUCUGCACAUACUCGAGAUAAUUCAUUCUGGGCUGCAUUUGAGGACAGUUUGAAUCAAGAAAACUGCAAAUUUGAAAAAGGGAUAAUGGUUGCAUCAACAGAUUCAAGAUUUGUGAGAUAUGAAGGAGUAAAUUCCAUUAACUUUUCCCCAAUGAUCAACACACCGUUUCUUCCACACGAUCACAAUGAAUAUUUAAAUGAGAAAGUAUUUUUGAGAGGUCUCGAGAUUUAUCAAACAAUCAUCAACAACUUGGGCAAUGUCUAAUAAUUCAAUUUUUAAAGUAUUUUUUAAAUGUUCUGUAUAAAUAAAAAUGUUUGUAUAUCAAUUCUACAAACUAG